GAACGAUUAUAAUAACUUGAUUCCCAUGCGUGAAAUAUCCCAAAAAGUAGUAGAUGAACAACUACAGAAAGAAAUUCAAGAUUACCAUCGAAGUCUCCACCAACAGCUUUCUACACAAGCAGAUCAGUUGAACCAGUCUAUUCAAAGCCGUCUAUUCUCCAAUAUGUCUUCGAGCGUUCCAGAUCAGAUCGAGGGAUUUACUAUCUCCUCCACCAAGAACUGGAGUGAUUUCAAGAAAGCUAAGUUCCCCGCCAAGAAGUUUGAAGCACAUGAUGUUGAUAUCGUCAACGAGUGCUGUGGAGUCUGCGGUUCUGACGUUCACACCAUCACCGGUGGUUGGGGCGAUUUAGCCACGACCCCUCUCUGCGUCGGCCACGAAAUCAUCGGAAAAGUCCUCCGAGUCGGCGAGAAAGUAACCCUCGUCAAGCCCGGUGACCGUGUUGGAGUUGGUGCUCAAGUCCAAUCCUGCAUGCAAUGUCCACAAUGCAAGAGCGAUAACGAAAACUACUGUCCCAAGAUGGUUGACACAUACAUGGCACCAUAUAAUGAGGAUGAGGGCCACAGUGACACACCCAUGAAGGAUAGCAAUGGAAACCAAAUCUUCUCUCAAGGAGGUUAUUCCAGCCAUUCGAGAGUUCACGAACAAUUCGUUUUCAAGGUUCCAGACGGACUUUCCUCCACUGAUGCAGCACCAAUGAUGUGUGCUGGCCUCACCACAUAUUCACCUCUGGUCCGUGCUGGCACUGGCCCCGGCAAGAAAGUUGCCAUUCUUGGUAUUGGCGGACUUGGACAUUUUGGAAUUCUCUGGGCCAAAGCAUUGGGAGCCGAAGUCUGGGCUCUAUCCCAUUCCCCAAGCAAGAAAGAACAGGCUUUGAAAUUGGGAGCUGAUCAUUUCAUUUCCACCAAGGACAAGGAUUGGCAAAAGCCCCUCGCGUUUACUUUCAACUUCAUCCUCAACUGCGCGGAUAUGACCAAUGAGUUUGACCUCGCAGCUUACAUGUCUACUCUUGCCGUCAACGGAGAGUUCCACAAUGUUGGUCUUCCAGAUAAGCCACUUCCUGAAUUGAUGGCGCAAGACUUCGUUAGCAAUGGUUGCAAAAUCGCUGCAUCACACAUUGGUUCUCGCAAGGAAGCUCAAGCUAUGUUGCAAUUGGCGGCUGACAAGAAGAUCAAGCCGAUGAUUGAGACGAUUGAUAUUAGUGAGGAGGGUUGCAAGAAGGCUGUCGAAAAGGUCAAGGUCAAUGAUGUUAGAUAUCGCAUUACUUUGACUGGAUUUGAGAAGGCCUUUGGUACCAAGGUAGACUACAACAAUUAAAUAAUGGUAAUAGUGAAAUCGGGGUCCAAGAUGUUCGGCGAUGGAUCAGUGGGUUUGUGUCAAUAAUGGUUACACUGUACAUUAGUUAUGGAACGAUAAAAGAGCAAUGAUGAUGUUAAUGAAGCAAUGAUAAGUUUUGUCAAUGAAGUACGAAUUGUCUUCAGCUGAAUGAAUUCGAUGGAUAAAAGAACCAUCUUGACAAAUAAUACAUAUCUCCA
This is a messenger RNA of Botrytis cinerea B05.10, 1533 nucleotides long. RefSeq lists its product as hypothetical. Lineage: Eukaryota; Fungi; Ascomycota; Leotiomycetes; Helotiales; Sclerotiniaceae. Gene Ontology annotation, biological process: alcohol metabolic process. The transcript is spliced from 3 exons. The coding region runs from base 164 to 1315 and encodes 383 amino acids. Gene Ontology annotation, molecular function: zinc ion binding; alcohol dehydrogenase (NADP+) activity. The record is from RefSeq and is a predicted model, not a curated record.